This is a messenger RNA of Oryctolagus cuniculus (rabbit), 1873 nucleotides long. RefSeq names its product ret finger protein-like 4A. Gene Ontology annotation, molecular function: protein binding. Lineage: Eukaryota; Metazoa; Chordata; Mammalia; Lagomorpha; Leporidae. The record is from RefSeq and is a predicted model, not a curated record.
UUUGCUGGGGCCGGCGCUGUGGCACAGCAGGUUACAGCCCUGGCCUGCACUGCUUGCAUCCCAUAUGGGUGCCGGUUCAAGCCCCGGCUGCUCCUCUUCCAAUCCAGCUCUCUGAUGUGGCCUGGAACAGCAGCAGAAGAUGGCCCAAGUCCCUGGGCCCCUGCACCUGUGUGGGAGACCCAGAGGAAGCUCCUGGCUCCUGGCUUCGGAUUGGUCCAGCUCUGGCCAUUGCAGCCAUCUGGGGAGUGAACCAGUGAAUGGCAUAUCUCUCCUUCUCUAUAACUCGGACUUCAAGUAAAUAAAUUUUAAAAUAUAUCUAUCAGGAGUCUGGGGCCAUGAGCUGUUGAUAUCUGUGCUUAGGUGGUGUCUUCAAUACCUAGUAUGAGUGAUUGCAAGCAUUAGGCCCACGCCAUCUCUAUUAGUCACUCAACUCGGACACUAACACACCUGUCUUCCCUAGGCAGUGGCCAUGGCUGAACACUUUAAAGAGGCAUGUAGAUGUCCUAUCUGCUCCGGUCACCUCCAAAAACCCGUGUAUCUGAAGUGUGGUUACACCUGCUGCCUGCGCUGCACCGACUCCCUGCAGAGGGAGCCCGACGGGGAGGGUCUCCUGUGCCCUGGCUGCUCUGUGGUCUCUCGGAAGCAGGACAUCAAGUCUGCGUUCCAGCUGAGGGACCUGGUGGACGCCGUCAAGGAGCUGGAGCCCCAUCUGAGCGCCGUGCUGUCCAUGAACCCCAGGAUGCUCAAGUUCCAAGUGGAUGUGACCUUGGACAAGGACGCGGCCCACAAAUGCCUGGUCAUCUCUGAGGACCGGAAGACCGUCCACUGUGGGCUGUACAAACAGACUUGGAGGAAGUAUCCCGAGAGACAUAACUACACGUUGUGCGUCCUGGGCUCCCCGGAGUUCACUUCUGGACGCCAUUACUGGGAGGUGGACGUGGGCAGCAGCAGAGAAUGGAACGUGGGGGUCUGCAGAGAGUCGGCUAACCGCAAGGGGCCCGUCCUGCUGGCCUCGGACCGCGGCUACUGGACCCUGGGUUUGCGAGAAGGUUGCUUCUUCGCCAGCACCACACCUCUCACGCCUCUCUUGGUGGGGCCCUCAUUACAACGCGUGGGGAUCUUCCUGGACAUGGACAUUGGGGUGGUUUCCCUGUAUAACGUCAGAGACGGGUUCCAUAUCUUCAGUUUCACCAAAAUUUCCACUAAAGAACCACUGCGCCCAUUUCUCGCCAUCGCAAAUGCAGUCCGUGAUGCUCAAGGCUUCCUGAGUAUCUGUCCUGCGAGGGGUCCAGACCUUGUCAGUCCUCCACCCUAACUCAGGCAAAGAGAAUACAACUGUGUCGACAAUGACGUCUCCAGGGAAUUGCUGUGUGGUCGUAACCGGAACGAGGGACGUUGAUGCUGGGUGUACGUGUGUACAAGAGCUAACCAGGAAACAGUCAGUCUAUGAGUCAGGAACACAAUAUUUUAAAGUAUUAUACAUAUUAGUUUUGCUUUGUGAAAUUGGGGUUAACACGAAAUAAGUUCAGAUUUCAUGGGCUUUAGGUAUAGACGCACAGCAUCAACCCCCCCCCCCCCCCGCCGGCCACCGCUGUCCCAUCUCCCCAUCCUGGCUGUGGCGACUCUGCUGCUCCGUGGCCCCGGGAGCCGGCACCUUCUCCUCCUCUGCACUUGGUGCCCACCCCCACACCCCGCACCCUGCCCAGCGCGUCGGCUGACCUCACGCAAGGUGCUGUUCUCCUUAGGACCUGGGUUUAUAUUUUGAAACAUUUUGAAAUUUCAGCUCCAUUUCCACGAUUUCCCCUUUGUUGUCUGCAAGACCUACUGACUUCUAUAGGUACUAAAGUGUGAGCGUCACCAAUAAAUGAUAUAU